Knipowitschia caucasica is the source of this 288-nucleotide messenger RNA. Lineage: Eukaryota; Metazoa; Chordata; Actinopteri; Gobiiformes; Gobiidae. The record is from the annotation of a GenBank genome assembly.
AUGGUACUGGCGCUGCUCAGACGCCCGCCUGUCCCCUGGGUGCCUCCUCACCUCUGUGACCAAUGGGGGGUGAGCUCCUUCAUCACCUCAGUGCAGGGAUGUGACCCGCAGCCAGCGCAGUCAUGUUCGUCCAAAGUGUUGCCGCAGGAGCCGGGGAGGACACCAGAGGUCCAUGAGAGGCCAACAGGGACACAUCUGUCAGACCACCAAGUGAAGCUGGUGGCGAGUGAUCACUUUAACCUUGUGGAGGCCAUCCACAACGUUCUGAACAUGAAGAGACUCAUGUGA